Messenger RNA from Nerophis lumbriciformis (worm pipefish), 2443 nucleotides. It is a transcript of the gene gja10b, whose product is annotated as gap junction protein alpha 10 b. Lineage: Eukaryota; Metazoa; Chordata; Actinopteri; Syngnathiformes; Syngnathidae. Gene Ontology annotation, cellular component: connexin complex. The record is from RefSeq and is a predicted model, not a curated record. Gene Ontology annotation, molecular function: gap junction channel activity. Gene Ontology annotation, biological process: cell-cell signaling.
AUGGGGGAUUGGAAUUUGCUCGGGAGCAUUUUAGAGGAGGUCCACAUUCACUCCACUAUUGUGGGGAAGAUUUGGCUCACCAUCCUCUUCAUUUUCCGCAUGCUUGUGCUUGGUGUUGCGGCUGAAGACGUUUGGGAUGAUGAACAGAGUGAGUUUGUUUGCAACACAGAACAACCUGGGUGCAAAAAUGUUUGCUAUGACCAGGCUUUCCCCAUCUCCCUGAUUCGCUACUGGGUUCUUCAGAUCAUAUUUGUGUCUUCUCCAUCCUUGGUCUACAUGGGGCAUGCGUUGUACCGUUUGAGAACCCUUGAUAAAGAGAGACACAGAAAAAAAGCCUGCCUGAAAGCUGAGUUGGAGGGGACAGACCCCGUACAGGACCACAAGCGAAUAGAGCGAGAGCUCAGGAAACUAGAGGAACAGAAGAAGGUACGGAAAGCUCCCCUUCAAGGCUCCCUGUUGAGAACAUACGUUUUCCAUAUCUUGACCAGAUCUGUAGUGGAAGUGGGUUUCAUUAUAGGUCAAUGUGCUCUCUAUGGCAUUGGACUGUCUCCUCUGUACCGAUGUGAGAGGUUGCCUUGCCCCAACAGUGUGGACUGUUUUGUGUCACGACCAACGGAGAAAAAUCUUUUCAUGGUUUUCAUGCUGGUUAUAUCGGGAGUCUCUUUAUUCCUCAAUCUUCUUGAGAUCUUCCAUUUAGGGGUGAAAAAGAUCAAACAAAGUUUGUACGGUUACAAAUAUGGAGACAAUGACAGUGCAUGCAGGUCCAAGAAAAACUCUAUGGCGCAGCAGCAGGUUUGCAUACUACCAAAUUCUUCCCCACAGAAGUUGCAACAUACACAAAUAACCUGCUCGUUUCUGUCCAAUCGUGAUGAAGAUACACAGGACUUGACCGCCAUACCACCUCAUACUCAGGAGCCGAACAUCCCAAACCACCUGCCAGCACAAGCUUACCAGCCAAGCCAAGCUGACAUCAAGAGUCUGCAGCAGCUUCGAGCCGUGGACAGGCGAAAUACUCUGGACAUGGGGAGGCAGUCAUCUUGCAGUGACAACUCCGAUGCACCUCAUAACCCCGGCAUGUUGCAGUACACAGAACCUCGACCUACAUUAAUGUCCAGCCACAUUAAUAUCCCUGCAGUCCUAAACUUUUCACAAAGAAAGCAGAGCAGAGUGAGUAUAUAUAAAGAAUUUAGUGAUGCAAGUGAUUCUCUUGGGAGUGACCUCUUCCCAACAACCAGGAAGAGCAGCUUCAUGUCCCGGGGAAUGUCUGAUGGAAGGCAGGGGACUCCAUCUCCCAGCCUAGAUUCUAUAAAUGUUACAAAUACUGAAGCUCAGCACUUCAACGGGGAAGAGAGUCCCGUAGAGACUCCACCGCUUCCAGGCAGUGGGAGGAGGAUGUCUAUGAACAUGAUUCUGGAGCUGUCUUCAAUCAUGAAGAAGUAAAUACGGACCUCAGAUGUGUCAUGUGGGAGCUGACUCAGCAGGUCUAACCCUGCCCUGUGUCUUCUUGUUGUAUGUCUUGGUAUUACUCACACUGUUAUAUUCAUGUGACAUGUUGCCAAACAUUGUACUCAGGGGUAACAUUACUUUAGUGCAGUUCUUCUUAGACAAUGGGGAGUUGGGGAAUUGCGUGUGACCCCAGGAAACAUGUUUUAUUAGUUCCAUGCUUCAAACCCGCUCGAAAAGCAUGUGCACUACAAAAUGUGCUAAUUGUAGCCAUUAUUCCUGACUUCUAAAUGUAUUUAUUUAAAAAAAAAAAAUCCGUAUACAUUGUUUUAUUAAUUUUUUUUGUAAAUAUUGUGCUACUGAGUUAAUGUUACUGAUCAAUUUGCAUUUAUUGUAAAUUAAGUUUAAUUUCAGGUUUCAGUAUCAAAUGGUUCGAGUUGGUCAAAAGUGAUUAUAGUUUGAAUAAGGGUUUCAAUUUAUUUUUUAUUUCUGCCAAAUGGUGCACUUUAAAUAUUUUCUGUUGCCGUUGAUAAAAAUAAUAUUUCUUGUAAGUUGAUCUAUAUUAAUUUAUGUAUUUUCUUUAAUGUUACUAAGGAUACAAUGUAAUGCAGAGGUGUACUCAUAACAAUUUAUACACAAAUGAUAUCAUUCAUAGUCACGAUGGAGAUUGGGGGCGCAAAAUGUUUUCUUCUACCGAGAGGGAGUGAAACAGAAAAUAAAUGAGAAGCACUGUUUUAUAGUAAUAUGACUCAAGUAAAACUAUGAAGUAGUCAUCCAAAUAAUUACUUGAAUAAGUGCAAUAAAACUACUCAAGUACUGAGUAACUUUUGAUUUACUGUAUUUAGUAGCUAUUUUUAAUGGUGUCUGUGCGUGGGUGAGAGAGAGACCUAACUACAUGUACUACAAAAGAUGCACAUUUUACAGUCACUCAUGAUGUUAACAGGACUAAUGUUAGCAUCUGCUUAACUACAACAUAAAAAAAACAUCUACAACUUACCAA